AUGCCAAAGGAGUCUGGUUUAAUCAAUAUUGAGUCCAUUCCUCAUGAUGAUGAGUCUCCACCACAAAAUAUUGACCCAAUGCUUGAAUGGUUUCAUCUUUUGGUAUCAAAAAAUUUGACAAAAAUUGUUGAGAAAUUAUCUGAUCCAGAGUACCCUGUGAAAGUUCUUGUUUUCGAUUCGAUGGCAACUUGGGCAAUUGAUCUUGCACAUCAAUUAGGACUAAAAGGGGCUGCUUUUUUCACACAAUCUUGUUCUCUUAGUGCCAUUUACUAUCAUAUGGAUUUAGAGACUACCAAAGUUUCUUUGGAUGGCUCUGAUGUCUCUUUGCCUUCACUUCCAUUGCUAGCAAAGGAAGAUUUGCCUUCUAUCAUCUAUGAUACUGAUUUGUAUCCAACUCUUAGAGGACUUAUCUUUAGUCAGAACAUCAAUUUCAAGAAAGCAGAUUGGCUUUUCUUCAACACAUUUAAUGCAUUGGAAAAGGAGGUAGUCGAUUGGAUAAGGCCUCGAUACCCAAUCAAAACUAUCGGACCAACUAUUCCAUCGAUGUAUCUUGAUAAGAGACUAAAGGAUGACAAAGAAUAUGGUUUGAGUCUCUUCAAGCCUAAUAGUGAAACUUGUAUGAAGUGGCUAGAUUCAAAGGAAAUUGGCUCUGUUGUGUAUGUAUCAUUUGGAAGUUUAGCCAGCCUUGACGAACAACAAAUGGAGGAGCUAGCUUUGGGAUUGAUAAUGAGCAAAUGUUACUUCUUGUGGGUUGUUAGAGCUACAGAAGAGAAUAAACUCCCUGAGGAAUUCAUGUCCAAGUUAUCGGAGAAAGGACUAAUGGUGAAUUGGUGCCCUCAGCUUGAUGUAUUGGCUCAUCGAGCAAUUGGAUGUUUCUUUACUCAUUCUGGAUGGAAUUCGACUCUGGAAGCAUUGAGUUUGGGAGUGCCAAUGUUCUUUCUAGAGGAAAAUCGAUCUAAAUCAAACCAUGAAUUUGUACAGGUAGUCGAUUGGAUAAGGCCUCGAUACCCAAUCAAAACUAUCGGACCAACUAUUCCAUCGAUGUAUCUUGAUAAGAGACUAAAGGAUGACAAAGAAUAUGGUUUGAGUCUCUUCAAGCCUAAUAGUGAAACUUGUAUGAAGUGGCUAGAUUCAAAGGAAAUUGGCUCUGUUGUGUAUGUAUCAUUUGGAAGUUUAGCCAGCCUUGACGAACAACAAAUGGAGGAGCUAGCUUUGGGAUUGAUAAUGAGCAAAUGUUACUUCUUGUGGGUUGUUAGAGCUACAGAAGAGAAUAAACUCCCUGAGGAAUUCAUGUCCAAGUUAUCGGAGAAAGGACUAAUGGUGAAUUGGUGCCCUCAGCUUGAUGUAUUGGCUCAUCGAGCAAUUGGAUGUUUCUUUACUCAUUCUGGAUGGAAUUCGACUCUGGAAGCAUUGAGUUUGGGAGUGCCAAUGGUGACUAUGCCUCAAUGGUCGGAUCAACCAACUAACGCGAAAUUUAUUAGUGAUGUAUGGCAAACAGGAGUUCGCGUUAAGGUUGGAGAAAAUGGUGUAGUUAAUAGAGACGAAAUCGCGAGUUCCAUAAGGGAAGUCAUGGAGGAAGAGAAAGGUAUAAUGCUUAAAGAGAAUGCAAUGAAAUGGAAAAAAUUAGCUAAAGAAGCAGUAGAUGAAGGAGGGAGUUCUGAUAAGAAUAUUGAAGAAUUUCUUUCAAACUUGUAAUGCACUAAAUUGAGUAACAUAUUCAUAAAACAUUUGCUUUACCAAUGCUUCAGAAUUUCUAAUUUAAUUAUUGUUUCAUGUUGUUUCAUAAUGUAUCGUAAUAAAAGGUA
This is a messenger RNA of Solanum tuberosum (potato), 1805 nucleotides long. RefSeq names its product UDP-glycosyltransferase 74E1-like. The transcript has 3 exons. Gene Ontology annotation, molecular function: quercetin 3-O-glucosyltransferase activity; quercetin 7-O-glucosyltransferase activity. Lineage: Eukaryota; Viridiplantae; Streptophyta; Magnoliopsida; Solanales; Solanaceae. The coding region runs from base 1 to 1695 and encodes 564 amino acids. The record is from RefSeq and is a predicted model, not a curated record.